Euleptes europaea (tarantolino) is the source of this 462-nucleotide messenger RNA. RefSeq names its product vesicle-associated membrane protein 5-like. The transcript has 2 exons. Gene Ontology annotation, cellular component: plasma membrane. Gene Ontology annotation, biological process: Golgi to plasma membrane protein transport. The record is from RefSeq and is a predicted model, not a curated record. Lineage: Eukaryota; Metazoa; Chordata; Lepidosauria; Squamata; Sphaerodactylidae. The coding region runs from base 114 to 356 and encodes 80 amino acids.
GCACUGGAGACUGAAUUCCUGCUCCCCUGAUCAGCCUUUCUCUUUUCUUCUUGUCGCAGGGAGAAAACCAUUUAGAGCAGUGCCAGAAGGAGACCGAGGAAGUGACUCACAUCAUGCUAGAAAACUACAGCAAGGUGCUGGACCGCGAGGGCAAACUGAGUGACCUGGAUGAAAGAGCAGAGGAGCUUCGAAACCAGAGUUCUGCCUUCAGCAAGACCACAAAGACCAUAGCCCUGCAGCAGCGCUGGAAGAACCGGAAAUGCAAGAUCAUCCUGGCGGCCGUGAUAGUUGGGGCUGUCCUCCUCCUCAUCCUGGCAAUAGUUCUCGCUCUCAAUUUCGGCAGCUCUGGGAACUAGGAGGCUGCAGCAAAAGCCAGCACUGGUGGGAACUGAGUGGGAAUUGAGACAAUUGGAGAAUCUUCUCCACCAGACUCUCCCUUGACUCAGCAUGUUGAUGCUACUU